AACCACAGAAUAAUAGCUCUCGCCAUCUCAGUUCUCAACUCUGUAACGGCUCACGAUUUCCGUUCGAGAGUUCAAUCACGAAUCACGCUGUCUGAAUCCACAAGUCUCGCGACUUCAAGCUCUCGUCGUCCGGGCUCCGUCAAGGCGGCAACCUAUUGCUUUCUCUGCCUCUCACGGACCUUCCUUGCUCGUCUUAUUUUGCAGCCAGCUGUUCUAAUUAUUAGAGAUGUCAUCCCUAAGAAAUGCUGUUCAUAGACGGGCUCACAAGGAAAGAGCUCAACCAAAGGAAAGGAAAAGAUUUGGGCUUCUUGAGAAACACAAGGACUAUGUUGUCCGUGCAAAGGCCUUCCAUAAGAAGGAGGAAUACUUGCAGAAACUCAAAGAAAAGGCAGCAUUUAGGAACCCGGAUGAAUUUUACUUCAAGAUGAUCAACUCCAAAACUGUUAAUGGAGUACAUAGACAAACGAGUGAAGCAAACCAAUACACUCAAGAAGAACUCAUGUUGAUGAAGUCACAAGAUAUAGGUUAUAUCUUGCAGAAAGUUCAAUCUGAGAAAAAGAAACUUGAAAAGCUAACUGCAACACUGCACUCAUUUGAUUCUCAGCCAUCAAACAGACAUGUAUACUAUGCUGAAGAUAGGGAGGAGGCUAAGAGAAUACUAUCAGAAACGAAGAGUGUUCGUGGAAUGCAAGCUUUCGAGGACUUGCCUGAUAAAAUCAAAAGGAGGACAGCUGCUUCCUACAGAGAGGUGGAGGCCAGAAGAAGCAGAGUCCAACAGUUGGAGAAAGUAUAUAGUGAAAUGGCCAUGAAACAAGAAUUGCAGAAAAAGGGUAAAAAACGAAAGCUACGUGAAGACGAGAUUGUGUGCCCAACUUCUAGACCAGUGUACAAGUGGAGAACCGAACGCAAGCGUUAAAAGAAGAGAGAGACGUUGGUGAUUAACAUGUAAUUCAUUUUUGUGAUGGAAGAAAUAGCAGAACACGUAGAAAUACUUCUGUACUUGCGUUUUUCAUAUUUUCCUUUUCGUUUAUGAAAUAGUUACGAUAAUCUAUAACUUCUAAAUUUAUUCUAAACCGAGUUAAGAGAUGUGAUGGACCUCAAAGUUUACUUAGGAAAAAUGGGUUAUGAUAUGAAUUUUUUACGAGGCUGUAUGAAAA
Cynara cardunculus var. scolymus (artichoke) is the source of this 1157-nucleotide messenger RNA. RefSeq names its product probable U3 small nucleolar RNA-associated protein 11. The record is from RefSeq and is a predicted model, not a curated record. The transcript is spliced from 10 exons. The coding region runs from base 227 to 916 and encodes 229 amino acids. Gene Ontology annotation, biological process: rRNA processing. Lineage: Eukaryota; Viridiplantae; Streptophyta; Magnoliopsida; Asterales; Asteraceae. Gene Ontology annotation, cellular component: small-subunit processome; nucleolus.